AUGCCACCCAUACCUGGCCCUUCGUCCUCGAGCAAUGAUUCGAGCGACGCAAAGCCCUAUAUCAUCGUUUCUGACAUUGGAAGGGGGAGUUUCGCUACUGUGUACAAAGGAUAUCAUGAGGAAACGCGGUUGCAGGUCGCCAUCAAGGCUGUGAAACGGGACAACCUCAGCGCCAGGCUCUUGGACAACCUGCAAAGCGAGAUUCAAAUCCUAAAGAGCCUGUCCCAUCGACACAUAACGAAGCUGAUUGACAUUGUGCGCGCCGAGAAGAACAUCUACCUUAUCAUGGAGUAUUGCGCGGGAGGUGACUUGACGAACUAUAUCAAGAAACGAGGGCGGGUAGAAGGAUUGGAAUACAUUCCUGCACCAGGAGAACCGCCACAAUAUUAUCCACAUCCACGGUCAGGGGGGUUGGACGAGAUUGUACUGCGAAGUUUCCUCCGUCAAUUAGCUCGCGCCCUCAAAUUCUUGCGGCAUCGAGACCUCAUCCAUCGUGAUAUCAAACCACAGAACCUGCUUCUGAACCCGGCACCUCCAGAAGAACUGGCAAGAGGGCAUCCUCUGGGUGUCCCAAUCCUCAAGGUCGCCGACUUUGGUUUCGCAAGAUCCCUCCCAAACGCCAUGAUGGCAGAGACACUCUGCGGGUCGCCCCUGUACAUGGCUCCGGAAAUCCUUCGCUACGAAAAGUACGACGCCAAGGCCGACCUAUGGUCCGUAGGAGCAGUCCUGUACGAAAUCGCCACCGGGAGAGCACCCUUCCGAGCCCAGAACCACAUCGAGCUAUUGAAGAAGAUCGAACAAUCCAAAGGGCUCAAGUUUCCUGACGAAGACCCGAAGACGAGUGCAGAGGCGACCCCAGUUCCGGCAGACAUCAAGAAGCUCAUCCGAGCACUCUUGAAACGGAAUCCGAUCGAGAGGGCGAGUUUUGAAGAGUUCUUUAACAGCACUGCGCUCGCCAAAUCAAAGUUUCCCCGACCUCGAGAGCCGGUUGCUGCCGCAAACGCAGAGGAAGACCACAAUGGACGGCCCCCGACGCCCGAUCAUCACAAGGACAUCCCCCCAGAAGUACUCGAUCCGAACGCGCUGAUCCCACCUAGCAAGUUCAAUUGGAGGAGACCUACAAACGGCGACGGGACGGAACCUGCACCAAAUGCGAAACCGGUCGAAAAGGCGCGACGAAACAAGGGGCUAUCAACAGAAGGUUCGUUUAUCCCAGGAGAGACGGAAGAGGAUGGAAUGCUGCGACGAGAGUAUGUGCUCGUCGGAGACACCCGAGCUGUCGAAUUCAACCGUGCCGUCGACGAGAUCAACACCCUUCCCCGAAAGCCCUUACACGACCGCAAGAUCCCUUCCACCCCAGAGGACAGCCCACGACAAGAAUACCCUAUACCAAAUGUCACCAACCCUACAACUCCUCACAACAUCACCUUUCCGCCUCCACCAAACGUCAACGCGCCUCCUUCAUUAUCGUCGUCACCAUCGAGUAACGCAUCGAGGGCGGCUGCAAGUGCCUUGAACAGGGCACUGUCAUUAGCGACGAAGAAGCUCUUUGGAACUUCAAGACGCCAGCCGUCGAUUUCGUCCCCUGUGCAUGAAGUCUCUAGCAACACAAGUCCUCCCUCUUCGCCCAGACGGCCACAGAUUAUAGCACUGGACACAGCUGGCGAACGGGAUCCACUGGAAGAUGAGCUCUUGGCGAACCUGGAAGAACUGGCGCAGAAGACGGACGUGCUCACCCGCUGGGCGGACGAGAUGUACGAAUAUGUGAAAGCUGUUCCCCAGAAACCACUUCCAGAUCCAACGAAGUUCGUCAAGCGCGAGGGGGAGGGGGAGAAACACGCACGAAGGCGGAAGCUGGCCGACAUGGAGGCGGAAUACAACGCCGUCACCUGUGUAGCGGUUUAUAUGCUGCUGAUGUCGUUCUCGCAGAAGGGGAUCGAUAAGCUGAGGAACUUCCAGGAGCAUAUGAAUAUGCGGCAUCCGGAUGGGGAUUUCGUGGUCAGCGAAGGCUUCGAUGCUGGUGCGUCAUUCGAUCUACUCAUGAAGGUUAUUAUGGAGAAGUGUGAUGUUGACUAUGCGAUUUGGGUAGCUUUCUCGUGGUUCAAAGAUCACUUCAUCAAGUGUAAUGACCGGGCGGAGCUCGUGAAGACAUGGCUACCUGCUCAGUACGAUGGACCUAAAGCUUGGCUGGAUCAGCUAGUGUAUGAUCGUGCUUUGAUGCUGAGUCGGACAGCUGCACGAAAGGAGUUGUUGGACCAGGCCGCAGCGCCAGACGAGUGUGAGAAGCUCUACGAGGAAUCGUUAUGGUGCCUGUACGCCCUUCAAGAUGAUCUCCUGCAGACAGGUAACCCGUUCAUGGAGGAAGAUAAGGAAACCAUUGGGACAUCUGAUGAUGGCGCAGGGAUCAAGCGAACGAAGCUUCGCCUCGUUAGGUGCCGGGCGCGAAUGGCCAUGAACGACCGCGAUCGAAUAAUCGAUGCUCGAGCAGACCAGAACCUCGCCGACGUCGCUCGAAUACCUGCUCCAUGGGACGUUAAGCCAUCGCCUUCAUCCACCUCCUCUCCGACAUCUGCCACCGUUCGAUCGCCAACAUCGCCUGUAAAAUGA
This is a messenger RNA of Coprinopsis cinerea okayama7#130, 2607 nucleotides long. Its product is annotated as other/ULK/ULK protein kinase. The coding region runs from base 1 to 2607 and encodes 868 amino acids. Gene Ontology annotation, biological process: peptidyl-serine phosphorylation; autophagy; protein autophosphorylation. The transcript has 8 exons. Gene Ontology annotation, cellular component: autophagosome; cytoplasm. Gene Ontology annotation, molecular function: protein serine/threonine kinase activity; ATP binding. The record is from RefSeq and is a predicted model, not a curated record. NCBI's taxonomy places the organism in Eukaryota, Fungi, Basidiomycota, Agaricomycetes, Agaricales, Psathyrellaceae.